AUGUCUGAAGAUAUACCAAUGGAAGAUCAAGAAAAUGUUAGUCAACAACAACAAGAAGAAGUUUAUGAUAUUAAUAAGAUUAAACUUCUUCCAGGUUCCUCAGAAGAUGGAACAUCAGCAUCAUUUCAAAUUAUUGAUGAAGAUCAUACAUUAGGUAAUGCAUUAAGAUAUAUUAUAAUGAAGAAUCCAGAAGUUGAAUUUGUAGGAUAUUCUAUACCACAUCCAAGUGAAAAUAAAUUAAAUUUUAGAAUUCAAACUUAUGGAAAUAUUACUGCUGUUGAAGCUUUUCAUAUGGGUUUAGAUAAUUUAUCUGAAUUAUGUGGUGUUAUUGAAGAUAAAUUUCAAGAAACUUUGGAAAAAGGUGGGUUUAGUACUGAAGAACCAUAA
This is a messenger RNA of Candida tropicalis MYA-3404, 387 nucleotides long. It is a transcript of the gene RPC19, whose product is annotated as DNA-directed RNA polymerase core subunit. Gene Ontology annotation, cellular component: RNA polymerase I complex; RNA polymerase III complex. Gene Ontology annotation, biological process: DNA-templated transcription. The transcript has a single exon. Bases 1 to 387 code for a protein of 128 amino acids. The record is from RefSeq and is a predicted model, not a curated record. NCBI's taxonomy places the organism in Eukaryota, Fungi, Ascomycota, Pichiomycetes, Serinales, Debaryomycetaceae. Gene Ontology annotation, molecular function: DNA binding; protein dimerization activity; DNA-directed RNA polymerase activity.